Messenger RNA from Arabidopsis arenosa, 2145 nucleotides. Lineage: Eukaryota; Viridiplantae; Streptophyta; Magnoliopsida; Brassicales; Brassicaceae. The record is from the annotation of a GenBank genome assembly.
CUCUCAAACCCAACCAAGCCCACCAAUCUCUUCUUCUCUUUUCUCUCACUUGAAGAAGAAAGAACAAAAAUGCUCAAACAGUUUCUUCUUCUCCAAUCCUUCUCCUUCUUCCUCUUCAAUGUUGUUAUCGUCGGAGGAAAGUUAAUCGGCGGCGGUUUCUCAGCGGAGGAGAAUCCAUUUACUCCAAAAGCAUCUUUGGUUCGUUACUGGAACAAAGAGAUCCGUGGAGAAUCUCCCAGAUCGGAGUUUUUAAUCUCUAAAGCUUCACCACUCAACGCCGUAGACUCAGCAACUUUCUCAAAACUCGCCGCCGCGAACUCGCUCCCUACUCGGUUUCCUGAUUUCUGCUCCGCCGCGAAUCUCUUCUGUUUUCCUGAUUUAGGAGCGAGUCUCGAGAAACACGACGAUGACGUUAAAUUCUCUGUCUAUGACCAGAAGAACUUCACUAACUACGGCAAUGCUCGUGCCGGAGGAGCAGAUUCGUUUAAAAACUACUCAAGAGACGGUAAUGUUGUAACCGAUUCGUUCCGGAGAUACAGUCGUAACGCGGCGGGUCACGACGAUAAAUUCACCGUCUACGGCGAUAACAGUAACGUCGUGGAGGAAGGAUUCAAUUCAUACGGAACAUUUGGAACCGGCGGCGCCGGAGACUUCACUAACUACCAAAACAACGUCAACAAUCCGACGAGUCGAUUCACGGCGUAUUCAGACGGAGGUAACGGAAGAUCUCAAACAUUCAAAACCUAUACACACGACGCUAACGCCGGUAACGGCCAAUCGUUCUCCAGCUACGGCAAAAACGGAAACGGAGCUCCGAACGAAUUCGCUUCUUACGGCGUCUCCUCCAACGUAAUCGGCUCCGGUUUCUCUAAUUACGGCGAGAGUGGAAACGCCGCCAACGAUACCUUCACAAGCUACGGAAGCGACGGAAAUGUACCGCAGAACAAUUUCAAAAACUACGGUGCCUCCGGUAACGCCGCCGUGGACACCUUCGCGAAUUACAGAGACAAAGCCAACGUCGGCGACGAUUCGUUCUCUUCCUAUGCCAAAGAUUCGAAUUCGGAGAAGGUCAAUUUCGUAAAUUACGGUCAAUCUUUCAAUCCCGGUUCAGAAACUUUCACCGGUUAUGGCAAAGGAGCUGAAGGAAACAAAAUCAGUUUCAAAACCUAUACUCCGAACUCAACUUUCAAAGACUACACCAAAAACGGCGUCGCUUUUGCUAAAUACAACGCUUCAACCACCACCGCGAACACCGUCGGCGAUGGCAAAACCGUAAAUAAAUGGAUCGAACCGGGUAAAUUCUUUAGAGAAUCGUCGCUUAAAGAAGGUACAGUGAUUCCUAUGCCUGAUAUUAAAGAUAAAAUGCCUAAAAGGUCGUUUUUACCCCGGAGUAUAAUUACGAAACUACCCUUCUCCACUUCAAAACUCGGAGAGAUUAAGAGAAUCUUCCACGCCGGUGAGAACUCGACGAUGGAUGGUAUAAUCACCGACGCCGUGACGGAGUGCGAGAGACCACCGAGCGUCGGAGAGACGAAACGGUGCGUAGGAUCGGCGGAGGACAUGAUCGAUUUCGCGACGUCGGUGUUAGGUCGUAGCGUGGUGCUUAGAACAACAGAGAACGUAGCCGGGUCAAAGCAAAAGGUAGUGAUCGGAAAAGUCAACGGAAUCAACGGUGGGAAAUUAACGAAAGCAGUUUCGUGUCAUCAGAGUUUGUACCCGUAUCUAUUGUAUUACUGCCACUCCGUACCUAAGGUUCGGGUAUACGAAGCUGAUCUUCUAGAGUUGAAUAGUAAGAAGAAGAUUAACCACGGGAUUGCCAUCUGUCACAUGGACACGUCAUCAUGGGGUCCGAGUCAUGGAGCUUUCUUAGCUCUCGGGUCAAAACCGGGUCGGAUCGAAGUUUGUCACUGGAUAUUUGAGAACGACAUGAACUGGGCUAUUGCUGAUUAGACCAGACCGGUGGUUAUGGAUUUAUCAAAAUAUGAUUAUUAUUAUCUUAUCGCCGAGUUUUUAUUACAUAGAGGAAUGUUAAUUUUCUACUAUUAUAUAUUUGAAGUUUUUUCAGUAACAUGUAAAAAAACUUGUUACUGAUUUGUGGCGGUACGAAUAAUUUUUAUCACAAAAAAAUGAAGAUUUUAGUGAAUG